This is a messenger RNA of Galendromus occidentalis (western predatory mite), 2033 nucleotides long. RefSeq names its product GATA-binding factor A. Bases 1 to 1629 code for a protein of 542 amino acids. Lineage: Eukaryota; Metazoa; Arthropoda; Arachnida; Mesostigmata; Phytoseiidae. Gene Ontology annotation, cellular component: nucleus. The transcript has 7 exons. Gene Ontology annotation, biological process: cell fate commitment; positive regulation of transcription by RNA polymerase II; negative regulation of transcription by RNA polymerase II. Gene Ontology annotation, molecular function: zinc ion binding; RNA polymerase II cis-regulatory region sequence-specific DNA binding; DNA-binding transcription factor activity, RNA polymerase II-specific. The record is from RefSeq and is a predicted model, not a curated record.
AUGACUGUGAUUCAAACGCUUAAAUAUGCGGCCCCUCUCCACCAAGUCCCGCCCGAGUCGUUUGAAGCUCCGCCCCCGACGUAUGCUGCGGCUGCAUUGCCAGAGCAGCCGUCAUCCUCGUCCACUGGCGGCGAGAGAGAAACGGAACGUUGGGUUGGCCCCUCAUCGUCGACGUCGGAUCGGCAGCAGCAGCGAGAACAGCAACCAGUGGUGCCACAAGCGGCAGCACCAAUAGCAGCCGUUGCAGCAGACUCGCUGUUACUCGGCGACGAUCCGCCACAUUCAGUCUGUGCUGCUCGCCAUAUCAGUGCUGCGGGUGGUGAAGAUAACUCGUUGUCUUCUUGUUAUCAGACCAGUGUCGACGCCGUUCCUAUCACUUCUCCUGGAGAGGAUCCGAUAAGGGAUCGUACCGUUGUUGUUGUUGUUCAACAAUCAGGACAACAACAGCAACAACAGCAGGAGUCGAUUCGACGAGACCCUCCUAAAUCGCAACAGCUGCAACAAUUGCAACAAUAUCUAGUGGAAGUGGACUCUUCGGAAGUGCCGAUUGCCGUGAGGCCUGGAAUGCUUCAGUGUCUGAAGCCCCACUGCGCGACUGACUUUGAGAUGGAGCCUUCUAGUUACGUGACAUACAACGGCCAACCCUAUCAAACAGCCAGUUCGAAUGUGCGUUCUCUUGAAAACCAUGGAGUCCUCGGAUGGCCCGCCCAGGGCUACGAUCCGACGGGAUUCUCAGGCUAUCCAGCUGCCACAAAUCCGCUGGGCAUGCCAAUGGAUCCAGCCUAUAUCGACUACUAUCAAGACUCGAAGGAAUGUGUGAACUGUGGAGCGGUGUCAACUCCAUUAUGGCGAAGAGAUAUGGCGGGUCAUUAUCUAUGCAAUGCUUGUGGUUUGUAUACGAAAAUGAACGGCUCCAACAGACCUCCCGUGUCGCCAAUACGAAGACCGAGUCUCAACAAGCGCCCUGGAUUAGUAUGCUCGAAUUGCGACACAAACAACACGACCCUGUGGAGACGGAACAAUCAAGGCGAACCUGUCUGCAAUGCUUGCGGUCUUUACUACAAACUGCACGGGGUGAACCGUCCGGCAGCAAUGAAGAAGGACGGAAUCCAAACGAGGAAACGAAAACCGAAGAGUGUGGAAGGAAACACACCGAAAAAGAGCGUCGGUAAGAAAUCGGCGACUACCGCUGCUGGCUAUGGGAGCUUGAUGUCUUCCAUGCGACAUCAGAGCGCACCUCACCAGUUCUUCCCCUCCGAAAUGGUCGGCUACCAGCUACAGGGACAGCAUGGAUUAACCGAUCUGAGACUACCUCGUACAAGUCCAGGAGCUCAUUCAACUGGAUCGGCUUCCGGAUCGUACAGUUCCGUCCUACGGCAGGAUUCCAAUUCGGAUCUCUCCGUCAUGAGCCCCGACGAUCACCAUACCCUUUCGCAUCGCGUGGGCUCCCUAUCUUCGCCGAAUGCUCUUCUGACUAGUCAUUUGCAUUCCUUAAGUAUCACAGCUCACCCUCUGGAUCAGCACGGUGGUCAUAUCCACGCGUAUCCGCCUCCAAGUACGCCAGUCAGCGCUGCAUCCCAAUUCUCAACUCCUGGCCUCCAACGCCACCAAACACCACCGUCCGUAUAGAAGAAUGAAGCCCUUUAGUCUGGUAGCACUCUGUGACAGCCCGGAAUGUACUCACUUCUGAAGAUCGAGGAGAAUAAGGCAAUGCGCUCCGGGAAACUCGCCAGGAAGAGCGUAAUAGGAUUUUUCUUCCAAUUCGAUUGUAACCUGCUGAAACCAUAUCGGAGCCAGUACACACAGCAUACGAAACCCAGAGCGCCACAGCAGAAGCAGCCAAUCGCAUCCUGCGCAUAGAUACGUGUAUGUAAUUUCUCCGACUGCGUUCGUCCUUUCUUACGUAAAUAGAUGGAAAUAUAAAUCUACUUCCAAGGAUGUGGAAGUAUUAAUUGAUGCCUUAUGUCGGAGCAUCGUAUGAUCUUGGCAGAGAGAGAAUCGGUAUCAGUGACGUUGGUGGUGAUGAUAACGAU